Molecule: messenger RNA, 1540 nt
Organism: Copidosoma floridanum
Lineage: Eukaryota; Metazoa; Arthropoda; Insecta; Hymenoptera; Encyrtidae
Product: JNK1/MAPK8-associated membrane protein
Biological process (GO): response to unfolded protein; ERAD pathway
Cellular component (GO): membrane
Molecular function (GO): ubiquitin protein ligase binding
Source: RefSeq, a predicted model, not a curated record
GUCCAGAUGACGAUAUUGUCAAAAUAUUUAGUGUAAAAUUACUCCAAGCUUCGUAAAAUUUUCAUCGUUGACUAUAGUUAACUAAUUGCAGCUCCCUAAUAAAGUUCGAAUAUAAGCUGUACGUGUGGGUGUGUAAUUUUAUAAGAACUUGGUGAUUUUUACUACAUAAAUCAAAAAAUAAAAAUGAUUCUAAUUUACUGAAGUUUUAUUUUAACUCUGGAUCUGUGACGUGACACUGCAGUUGGCCAAUUGUCUAGAGUUUUAAGUGUAAACUAGGUUCUUGAAAUCAUGCAUGAAAGGUGACUAGAAAUUGUUGGAAACAAAAAUGAACUCAUUAAUGAGAUGUCCUGGCCUAUACUGUGGUCGUGAACAACUGUCUGAUGGGAAUUGGACAGAGUGUGGGGCAUGUCCCAGAGGCUUCAGGACAAAUGCUUCAUCAGCUUGUUUUCCUUGCGAAGACGUGCCAAUGUUCUAUGACUGGCUGUAUCUCGGUUUCAUGGCACUGUUUGCUUUGGUACUGCACUGGUUUUCCAUUGACCAGGUGACAAUGAGAAGUAGUAUUCCAAAGGAAGUCAUAGCACUACACCUGUCCGCUUUAUUCGAGAUACUCGCUGCAUCCGUCGUUACUCUUUAUUUGACAGAGCCAAUUGGGUCAUUUACCAUUAAUUCCUGUAAAGUUAGAAGGCUGUCAGAUUGGUACACACUUCUGCAUAACCCCAGCCCUAAUUAUGAAACUACGUUACACUGUACGCAUGAGGCUGUGUAUCCAUUGUAUACUAUGAUAUUUGUUUUUUAUGCAUUUGCUGUAACGAUAAUGCUGGUAGUGAGACCUUUGAUAGCACAAAAAUGUUUGCCAAAAAAGGGAAAAUUUUCAAUAUAUGCUGCUCUUUAUUUUUUCCCAAUUCUGGCUUUGUUACAUGCCGUUGGAAGUGGACUGAUUUAUUAUGCCUUUCCAUACAUAACAAUCGUUUUAUCAGCUAUUUCCAGUGCUGCACAUUUUGCCUUUAAAUUAAACCAGACUAUGAAGUCUUUACUCUUAAGUUCAAUUUUAGACAUAAAAAAUGUCAUUGUGAUUUUGGGACAUUGGCUGUUACAUGGCUAUGGGAUAGUAGCUAUAGCCACUGAACGUGGCUCAUAUCUUCAUCCAGCAAUGUUGGCUCUAGUGCCAUUGCCAGCGAUAUUUUAUAUCCUUACUGCUCGAUUUACAGACCCUCAUAAGCUUCACUUUGAACCAUUCAUAUGAACUUGAGAGUAGAAUGAAAAGCUAGUAUUUGUAAAAAUCGUGUACAUACUUAUUAAGGUGAAUGCAAAUAUUUUUCUUAAUACUUGUAGCAUACUUUGCCAGGACAAAAAGAUAACGAACCUAAGGGCUCAUUGUAAUUACCGUGGUUAUAAUGUAUGCACGCCAAUAUUAGACACUACUUUUUUUAACGAGGGUAUAGCUAAUCUUUAAUGCAACGCCCAAGUAAAGAAAAGUAAGUUCAAUAAAUUUUCUUUUCGUAAAAAUAAAAUCUAUUUUAGUGUAUAAACCAUGUAAAAA